This is a messenger RNA of Alternaria hordeiaustralica, 924 nucleotides long. RefSeq lists its product as uncharacterized. The record is from RefSeq and is a predicted model, not a curated record. Lineage: Eukaryota; Fungi; Ascomycota; Dothideomycetes; Pleosporales; Pleosporaceae. The transcript has 2 exons. The coding region runs from base 1 to 924 and encodes 307 amino acids.
AUGAGAACGCGACGCUCACCCCCCGAGCCCUUCCGCUUCCUCGACCUGCCUGCAGAACUUCGUAACGCCGUCUAUGAGUUCUUGACUGCCGAAUCCGAAGGCUGCGUCGGGCGAUUCGCUCUAAAAACGAAAUCACCUUCGCUCGGUGCUAGCUCUACUCCCGCUUCAAUAUUUUCACUCGCACACGUGUGUCAAAAGGUGCGUAAAGAGUUCCUCUCGCACCUCUUUGCCACGUUGGAAGUCGGUCUAGACUGGUUGGAUGUUGAGUACUUCUGUCACACGUGGCUGUCCACCCGCCCGCCGAAGUCGAUCACCGUAUACAUUGACGAACACAUUUCCACUGAGCCUCCCAUUCAAAAGCCGAAAUUUGGAUGUGGGUCCUCGACCGCCGAUGAGAUUGCUGCUGAAAUGGAGGCCGUAUGGCAAGGCAUUGUCCAGGUGCGCCGACCGCGCCGAGUGCUACAUCCGUCGCUCAACCUCCUUCCGCUACUGCAAACGCGACUCCUGCGUAGAGACUUUGUCUGUCUGUUCGCACUAGAUCCGAAGGUCGACUGGAAUGCUGUGAAAGAGAAGUAUAACAGCGAGGACACACUGACUGACGAGCGCGUCGCUACAGCCGUCCAGGACCUCGCGCAGUUGAUGAUCUUCGGUAAUGAGCCUUGGACGCAGUGCAUGGAGAGGAAGCUCGAUGAGGUUCUACUUCACCCAUGGUCAGACUGGACAGAUCUACAGAUUGAGCUCGUGUUCAAGGAGCAACCAAACGAUUUCAAGACCCUGAGCAGCAAGACACGACGCUGUUAUUUGCCUGAUCUGCGUGGGGCGGGACUGCGAGAGUUCUACGCGACAACCGGCCUGACAUUCAACAUGAGCAUGGCGUCUUCGUCUCCAAAGCCAGACUGGGAAGAGAGUCCUCGAUUACGCUAG